Molecule: messenger RNA, 2387 nt
Organism: Bombina bombina (fire-bellied toad)
Lineage: Eukaryota; Metazoa; Chordata; Amphibia; Anura; Bombinatoridae
Product: zinc finger protein 260-like
Exons: 11
Coding region: 168-2027 (619 amino acids)
Biological process (GO): regulation of transcription by RNA polymerase II; central nervous system development
Cellular component (GO): nucleus
Molecular function (GO): RNA polymerase II cis-regulatory region sequence-specific DNA binding; DNA-binding transcription factor activity, RNA polymerase II-specific
Source: RefSeq, a predicted model, not a curated record
GUGACUUCUGUGAGUUUACCAUUCCUUUAGCUGCAGGGGAUCUAGCUGCUACUCGAGGAUAAGGCUCCUGUUGCUGUGAAGAUCACGUACAAUACAGAUCACUGCGUUUGCCAGUAAAGAAGAAACAUUAUAACAAUAUCUGACAAAUUCAGUUGCUGAACAAGACAAUGUCUGACAAGACUGAGAACCAAACCUCAGACCUUCCUGAUGCACACAGAGGGCGUCUAGAGGAAAACCCGGGCACUGGGCUAUUAAAUGUGAAGGAAGAGGAUGAGACAGAUGACAUGAAUAGUCAUCAGACUGAAAUACAUUGCUCCCUCCCUGCCGAUGAAGAUUACGCUGAUAUAGUGAAAGUUGAGAUAACAGAAGAUCUGUGUGUGAGGCAUCAGCUGGAAACACCAGAUGAGGAAACCAGUGACAGCAUCAGUCAAGGCCAUAAGAAUGUGACGCCUUCAGAUAGCUCAGAAGUUGAGCACAGAGAAAAACCAUAUUUAUCUAAUCACGUGAAGACUGAGGAGGAUGAAGUUCCUAUAAAUACAGCUACAGACCAUAAGGAUGUGACACCUUCAGAUAGCUCAGCAGUUGAGCACAGAGGAGAACCAUAUUUAUCUGAUCACGUGAAGACUGAGGAGGAUGAAGUUCCUAUGAAUACGGCUACAGACCAUAAGGAUGUGACGCCUUCAGAUAGCUCAGCGGUUGAGCACAGAGGAGAACCAUAUUUAUCUGAUCACAUGAAGACUGAGGAGGAUGAAGUUCCUAUGAAUACGGCUACAGACCAUAAGGAUGUGACGCCUUCAGAUAGCUCAGCGGUUGAGCACAGAGGAGAAGCAUAUUUAUCUAAUCACAUGAAGACUGAGGAGGAUGAAGUUCCUAUGAAUACGGCUACAGACCAUAAGGAUGUGACACCUUCAGAUAGCUCAGCAGUUGAGCACAGAGGAGAACCAUAUUUAUCUAAUCACAUGAAGACUGAGGAGGAUGAAGUUCCUAUGAAUACGGCUACAGGUGAUGUUAAGACUGAGGUCACACUUAAUGCUGAACAAACAAAUGAUCUGUACGUAAAGAGUCAGCUGGAAGCUGUGAAGCAGGAAAUCUGUGACAAUAUCAGUACAGGUGAAUUCACAAACCGUUAUUCUAGUCAUGGUCAGAGUGCAGAUGUUUCUUCCAGUCUUCCCCAAAAUCAAAGAAUCCACAUAGGGAAUUUAUGUUCUGAAUGUGGGAAAUGCUUCACAGAGAAAUCAUUUCUUUUUGACCAUCUGAAAUCUCAUACAGGAAAUAAAGCAUUUCCAUGUUCUGACUGUGGGAAAUGUUUUACUCAAAAAUCAGAUCUUAUUAGACAUCACAAAGUUCACACAGGAGAAAAGGCAUUUUUAUGUUCUGACUGUGGGAAACGUUUUACUCAGAGAUCAAAUCUUAUUAAUCAUCAGAAAAUUCAUACAGGAGAAAAGGCAUUUUCAUGUUCUCUCUGUGGGAAAUGUUUUACUCGGAAAGCAGAUCUUAUUAGACAUCACAAAAUUCACACAGGAGAAAAGGCAUUUUCAUGUUCUGACUGUGGGAAAUGUUUUACUCUCAAAUCAAAUCUUAUUGAUCAUCAGAAAAUUCAUACAGGAGAGAAAGCAUUUUCGUGUUCUGAAUGUGGGAAAUGUUUUACUCGGAAAUCAUAUCUGAUUAUGCAUCAGAAAAUUCACACAGGAGAAAAAGCAUUUUCAUGUUCUGACUGUGGGAAAUGUUUUACUCGGAAAUCAUAUCUGAUUAUGCAUCAGAAAAUUCAUACAGGAGAGAAAGCAUUUUCAUGUUUUGAAUGUGGGAAAUGUUUUACUCAGAAAUCAAAUCUUAUUGAACAUCAGAAAAUUCAUACAGGAGAGAAAGCAUUUUCAUGUUUUGAAUGUGGGAAAUGUUUUACUCAGAAAUCAUGUCUUAUUAGGCAUCGCAAAGUUCACACAGGAGAAAAAGCAUUUACAUGUUCUGACUGUGGGAAAUGUUUUACUUGGAAAUCAAACCUUAUUGAUCAUCAGAAAAUUCAUACAUGAGUAAAAGCAUUUUUAUGAUCUGUCUGUGGGAAAUGUUUUACUCGUCAAUCAAAUCUUAUUUAUCAUCAAAAAAUUCAUACAAUAGAAAAUGAAUUUUCAUGUUUUGUCUGUGGGAAAUGUUUUACUCUUAAAUCAAAUUUUAUUAGGCAUCACAAAAUUCACACUGGAGAAAAAAGAAUUUUCAUCUGAAAAUGAUAUUUUACUCGGAAAUCAAGUCUUUUUUUUUCUUUUCUUUUUUUUUUAACUAUUUAUAUCCAACCAUGUAUACAGGUAAGCAAAUGACAUAUUAUAGUGCCACGCAGGGCCAAAAAAUUUUACAAUAUGCAAUAAAGAAAAAAAAAUCAGACACAUUUAUAUAAA